This is a messenger RNA of Dromiciops gliroides (monito del monte), 815 nucleotides long. RefSeq names its product trem-like transcript 4 protein. Lineage: Eukaryota; Metazoa; Chordata; Mammalia; Microbiotheria; Microbiotheriidae. The record is from RefSeq and is a predicted model, not a curated record. The coding region runs from base 43 to 711 and encodes 222 amino acids. Gene Ontology annotation, cellular component: cell surface. Gene Ontology annotation, molecular function: signaling receptor activity. The transcript is spliced from 5 exons.
CUCCCCUUGUUCUCUUCCCUUGAACACUCAGAGAGGACCAGCAUGGCCCCAGAAAUCCUACAGCUGCUGCUGCUGCUGUCACUGGGAAUCUCAGACAAGCCAGGGAGGAGGCAGACUGAGCUCCAAACCCAGGAGAUGACGCAGAUCUCCCCAGGCCCCAGAGGAGGAGAAGUUCCAGCUGAGGAAGAGCACAGACUACUGGAGGGGGAGACAUUUAGUGUGAAUUGCCCCUACAAACCCCAGGAACAUGACAAGAGAACUUUGACAUGGUGUAAAAAACAAGAGAAUGGAGAGCACUGCAUUGUCUUAGAAACAGAGUCCAAGUUUUCAGUAUCAGGCAAAAAAUACUUCUCCUCUUACGACAGCAAUAGUGGCAUCAUCACUAUCACGAUGUCUGGACUCAGAGUAACUGACUCAGGUGUCUACGAGUGUGGGAUCUAUGAAGUAGCUCCUAAGUGGGGAAAAGAUGUCCUCAGGAGAUUCCACCUGGUGGUGUCCCCAGCUCAAACACAGAACCCCAUCAAAGGGAUGCAAGCUACCUCAGAGGCCACUACAACCAGUUCUGUGACCAACAGGACACCAAACCCUUCCAUUGUUCCUGCAUUUUAUGGCUUCAUCCUGAUUAAGGUCCUGGUAUUUUUGGGCUUUCUUCUUGUCCUGUGGAAGUGGUACUCCCAGCCAAUGAAGACACGGAAGGAACAGAAGAGAUAAAAAGAAAAUGGGGGUCUUCAGAGCUAACCCCCAAACAGUACCAUUUGUUGCUGAUAACUCCAGCUUAGACCAGAGCAUAGAAGACUUUGAAACAUUCACAUGCC